Molecule: messenger RNA, 423 nt
Organism: Nicotiana tabacum (common tobacco)
Lineage: Eukaryota; Viridiplantae; Streptophyta; Magnoliopsida; Solanales; Solanaceae
Source: RefSeq, a predicted model, not a curated record
AUGAAAGAUUGCGCUGGAAGGUUUGAUGACGUUCCAUGGGCGCAUCAGACUGCAUAUAAGACACCUAUUGGGACCUCGCCUUACAAGUUGAACUACGAAAAAUCAUGUCACCUUCCAGUUGAGCUAGAACACAAGGCCUUUUGGGCCAUCAAAAAGCUCAAUAUGGAUAUGGAGUUGGCAGGGUGGAUGCGUCGGAUCUCCUUUCCUGCCAAAAAUGAAAGGGUCCAACUGCUCAAGGCAGUGAAGUGUGGCCAUAGCGCAAAGGGCCGCAUCCAUGAAAAAUUGGGGAAACCACCUGGGACGCAUUGGGUUCAAGCUCGCGUGCAUCAGCGUGUUGGAGUUACAGAUGCUCGCCAUUCUUUCCACUCUCGUUUGAGGCAUCAAAUGGUAGUUAGGCUUUCGAGUAACCAAUUUUCGGGCUGA